AAUCAGCAAGCGGAGCCCGAACCGGGUAACUGGGUGUAACAUCGUAGGGCCGUUGGUUCAGCGUGAAUGACUCUGCACAGGCUGGGGGGUACUGAGCGCACACAGUGAGGGGCGCCAUCCCUGACUCUCUGACUUUUGCCCGACUCUCUGGACGUACCCUGACCUCCCGUUUCUGGAGUAUUAAACACCAGCAUCGUAGCGAUUUAAAAAGCAACUCCCUGUGCUCUUAACAGAAGAGAUUGUGUAGUGUCUUCAAAAAGGUGGCCCCUGAAGACAUUGAGUAUCAAGUCUAGCGAGCAUCCUAAAUGGCUAAGCAACGGCUUCUACCAGUGGCAGCUUUUGUCUUAAUGUACUGUGUUGUUAGUAUUUUUUGUCAGACUUCUCAAACACCCUGGAAACUAGAAGCAAUAAGUAAAGAAGACAUGUACAAUGCAGAUAUCAAAUACUCUGCCUAUGAAUCUGAGGCAAACAAUGCAUCAGACAGAUCCCUUGCAGGACCUCCCCUGGAAAGCACAAUAUAUUGUCAAAAGUCUACAGAGAUCAACAAAGCCUUCAAGUAUGUAAACACUGUGAUUUCCUGCCUCAUUUUUGUGGUUGGCAUUAUUGGCAACUCAACAUUACUACGGAUAAUCUACAAGAACAAGUGUAUGAGAAAUGGACCCAACAUCUUAAUCGCUAGCCUGGCACUGGGGGACCUGCUUUACAUUCUCAUAGCUAUUCCAAUCAAUGUGUACAAGCUAUUGGCAGAAGACUGGCCAUUUGGAAUGGGGGUUUGCAAGCUGGUCCCGUUUGUUAAUAAGGCGUCUGUGGGCAUCACAGUGCUAAGCCUCUGUGCACUCAGUAUAGACAGGUACCGGGCAGUGGCAUCCUGGAGUCGAGUUCAGGGGAUUGGAAUCCCAGUUUGGAAGGCUGUAGAGGUCACUAUUAUAUGGGUAGUAGCUAUUGCCUUGGCUGUGCCUGAGGCAAUUGGUUUUGAAAUGGUGUCAAUGUCUUACAGGGACCAUGAACUGCGGAUCUGCCUGCUUCAUCCAGAACAGAAAUCAAAGUUUAUGAUGUUUUACAAGGAGAUGAAGGACUGGUGGCUGUUUGGCAUCUAUUUCUGUCUUCCUCUGGCCUGCACAGGAGUGUUUUAUACGCUCAUGUCAUGUGAGAUGUUGAGUAAGAGGAAUGGUAUGCGAAUAGCCCAGACAGAUCAUAUGAAGCAGCGUCGUGAGGUGGCAAAAACUGUCUUUUGUCUGGUGGUUGUUUUUGCUUUGUGCUGGCUGCCUCUUCAUUUAAGCAGAAUGCUGAAAAAAAACAUUUAUGAUGAAAAUGAUCCCAACAGGUGUGAACUGUUAAGCUUCCUCCUUGUCAUUGAUUACAUCGGUAUCAAUAUGGCCUCCAUGAACUCAUGCAUCAACCCAGUGGCUCUAUACUUUGUCAGUAAAAAAUUUAAGAAUUGUUUUCAGUCCUGUUUGUGCUGCUGCUGUCAGAGCCCACACCUGAGUGCCACACCAAAGGACGGGAAGUUGUCCGCAGGAAAAUGGAAACCCAACAGCCAAGAGAUGCGGUCAGACAGAAGCAGCUCACGUUUCAGCAAUAAGUACAGCUCAACUUAAAUAGAAUUUAAGAAGGCUUCUGAAACUCUACAUCUUAAAAAUCAACAUUUCCAUGGUUAAGGGACACUUUCUACUGUUUGUGGAGAAACAUAGGU
Molecule: messenger RNA, 1693 nt
Organism: Protopterus annectens (West African lungfish)
Lineage: Eukaryota; Metazoa; Chordata; Ceratodontiformes; Protopteridae
Product: endothelin receptor type B-like
Exons: 8
Coding region: 306-1598 (430 amino acids)
Biological process (GO): G protein-coupled receptor signaling pathway; regulation of blood pressure; vasoconstriction
Cellular component (GO): membrane
Molecular function (GO): endothelin receptor activity
Source: RefSeq, a predicted model, not a curated record